UUGACCUUCAAUAUUGUACACAUUUUGGGACACAAACGGAUCAAGUAAUUAAGGCCAAGGUGAAUGACAAGACAAAACAACAUAAUUUAACCAGUUAUCAACUUCUAUUUAAACGGAAAAGGUUAUAAAUGGAUAAACCUCCAUUAAAAAGCAAAAUGGAAAACGAGGAACAUCCUGCGGAAAUGCUACAGUCCUUAGCAAAGAAGGAAGGACUUUCUAUAGAGAGCUUGGAGUUUGCUAAAUUUAUGGACCAAAAUGAUCCCUUGGGCAAACUACGACAAGAUUUCAAUUAUCCAAAGAUGAAAGAAUUGCAUGGAGUUGAUCUGAAACUGGUUGACCCUGAGGAAGAAUGUGUAUAUUUUUGUGGUAACUCUCUUGGUUUGUGUCCAAAAAAAGCUCAUGAUUAUGUUAAGGUAGAAAUGGAUAAAUGGGCAAAACAGGGUGUCCAAGGUCAUACUAAGGGUGAUCUCCCUUGGGCAUUCUGUGAUGAGAAGCUGGACUCAGAUAUGGCUAAACUUGUUGGUGGCCAACCUGGUGAAGUUGCUAUUAUGAAUGGACUAACAGUAAACCUUCAUCUUUUAUUGAUUUCCUUCUACAGACCAACUCCAUCACGACAUAAAAUUUUAUGUGAGAGUAAAGCAUUCCCUUCAGAUUAUUAUGCUUUUGCCAGUCAAAUGCGUCUCCAUGGGUAUGAUCCGGAAACAUCAAUGAUCUUUGUAGAACCCAGGAAAGGAGAAUAUACAUUAAGAACAGAAGACAUUUUAGAUAAGAUAAAAGCAGAAGGAGAUUCUAUAGCUGUCGUCUGCUUUUCUGGAGUCCAGUAUUAUACAGGACAAUUCUUUGACAUUCUUACCAUAACAAAAGCUGGUCAUCAAAAGGGGUGUUAUGUUGGUUGGGAUCUGGCACAUGCUGCAGGAAAUGUAGAGUUACAUUUACAUGACUGGGAAGUAGAUUUUGCCUGUUGGUGUUCUUACAAGUAUAUAAAUUCAAGUGCUGGUGGAUUAGCAAGUAUAUUUAUACAUGAGAAACACAAAAACACAGAUUUACCGAAGCUGGAGGGCUGGUGGGGACAUAAGUACUCUACAAGAUUUCAGAUGAAUAAUGAACAUGACCCAAUUCCAGGUGCAUAUCACUAUAGGAUUAGUAAUACACCAGGCCUUUUAUGUGCUCCUUUAAAAGCAAGUCUAGAGAUAUUUAACAAAACAUCUAUGCCUGAGAUUAAAACAAAAUCAAAACUUUUGACCGCUUACUUAGAGAUGAGAAUCAAAAAUAAAUAUCCAAAGGAUCCCAAACAUGUUGCUGAUGGAACAUCAACGGAUUGGAAACAUGUCCAUGUAGAUAUUCUUACUCCAGCAGAUAUAAACAGAAGAGGUGCUCAGUUAUCUUUGUCGUUUUCAAUCAACAUCACCCAUGUGUUUGAGGAAUUGGAAAAAAGAGGUGUUGUGUGUGAUGAACGUAAACCAAGUGUAAUAAGAAUCUCUCCUGCGCCUCUGUAUUGCUCGUUUGAAGAUGUCCAUAGAUUUAUGAUUUAUCUAGAUGAAGCACUGCAAGCUGUUGCUAACACACUGGGAAGAUGAUAAAGGGACUUAAUCUAGAAUUUUAAAUUGUUAUCAAUGUCUUGGGUACCAAUUGUUUUGUAUUAAUCAGUCAUUUAAGAAACAGCAAACACUUUUGCUAUCUAAAAUAUUUUUUAUGCUCAAAGUUACUUCCCUAUAUUUUUUACAAAUAACUUUUUAGAAAAAAGUGUUGAAUGAUGUCGCUUAAAAAUGCGGUAGGUUAGCUUUAAUCUGUUUUGUUUAAGAAGUUUUUUUAAUAAAUUUAACAUGUUAUAAUAUUUUUUGGUAAAUAUUGUUAUUUUUUAAAAUAAAAUAUUUUUAAACAACCUGAAAAACACUCAUUCAGACAGUAAAUCGUAAUAUCCUAGAUAAAAAAUGAAAAUGUUUGAGAAUCUAGUGCUUUUAACAUUCACUAAUUGUUAAACUCUUUACUGCUCUCUUUGAUUAAGAAGUCAAUAUGUGGAUUUAUUCAUAUUCUUGGAUACCACUAUUGAUAAUAGAGGACAACAAAUUUUGCAUGCAAGUCUAUAUAAAAAAUAUAAAACAGCACUUUAUAAAAUUCAAGUGUUUGAAGCACUUUACUGGAUUUACCUUCUAUCAUGUUUAUUAAAAAAAAAAGAUGUUUUUAUCCACAAAUGGAACAUGAAAAUAAAGACAUACAAAUCAAAAUACUAGCGGUAAACAACAGAUUUGUUUUUAGUCAGAUGGUUAAGCAUUAUGCCCAGGAUUUUAUCACCCAGAAUCUGACAUUUUGACAUUGGUUAAGGCACUUUAAUUGACUAUAUCUAUAUACUGAGUAUAAAUAAACUCAUCAUAGAUACCAGGACUAAAUUUUGUAUAUACUCCAGACGCGCGUUUCGUCUACAAAAAGACACAUCAGUACUAGUGACGCUCGAAUCCAAAAAAGUAAAAAAAGGCCAAAUAAAGUAAGUUGAAGAGCAUUCAGGACCAAAAUUCCUUUAAGUUUGGCCAAAUCCAGCUUAGGUAAUCUAUGCCUGAGGUAGAAAAGCCUUAGGUGUAAUAUUAAACGUAUACAUCUUUAAGAAGUGUUUAUUGUACCUCAAUCAAUGAAAAUACUCAUAAUAAUUGAACAGACAAGUACCCAUCAGAUGGACAUGGACUUAUUGUUAGCAAAUUAUCAAAUUAUAUUACUUGGAAACUGGGGCCAGCAAUGGUGAAAAAAUGUAAUCAAUUAUAAAUGCAUAAUGUAUUUACAAUAAAAGUAUUAUAGUU
Messenger RNA from Mytilus trossulus (common blue mussel), 2789 nucleotides. RefSeq names its product kynureninase-like. Gene Ontology annotation, biological process: NAD+ biosynthetic process. The record is from RefSeq and is a predicted model, not a curated record. NCBI's taxonomy places the organism in Eukaryota, Metazoa, Mollusca, Bivalvia, Mytilida, Mytilidae. Gene Ontology annotation, molecular function: pyridoxal phosphate binding; kynureninase activity. The transcript has 13 exons. Bases 129 to 1577 code for a protein of 482 amino acids. Gene Ontology annotation, cellular component: cytoplasm.